CCCAAACCCAACCCCGUAAAACCCCCCAAAAUUCCCCGGAAAACCACCCAAAACCCCACAAAAACGCCCAGAACCCGUCGGUACUCAUUCAUCCACCACCAAAGCGGCGGCCCAACUCAUCGGUCCUUCCAGAAACACUUCGCAAGUCACAAAAGCAGCCAUGCCGCCACUCGCGCGCCGCUUCCUCCUCCUCCACCACCACCACGCGCUGCCGCGCGGGGCGCGCGCCCUCCACACGACCCCGCGCACCGACCCGGGGGUGCUGGCCUGCCGUCUGGCGUCCCGCGCCGUGGUCCGCUUCGCGGGUCCCGAGGCGGCGCGCUUCCUGCACUCGCUGCUCACCAACGACCUCCUCUCGGCUUUCUCCGCGGCGGCCGCGUCGGCGCCGCAGCGGUACGCGCCCACGCCCAACGCGCCCGCGCGGGGCCCCGCGGCGCCCGCCUACGCCGCGCUGCUCACGCCGCAGGGGAGGUUCCUCUACGACCUCUUCCUCUACCGGCCCCCGCCGCCGUCCCAGAUGCUCGACCGGACCGGCUCCGCGCCGGAGACCGGGGAGGCUCCCGAGGGGGACACGGGGGAGCCUCAGGAGGUGCUCGCUGAUGUUGACGCCGCUGAGGUGGACGACCUCGUCGCCUGCUUCAAGAGAUAUCGGUUGAGAUCCAAGGUUGAAAUAGACAAUGUAAGUGAGAAUUUUGCAUGUUGGCAAAGAUUUGGACAUAAUGUAGUGCAUACUGAACCUUCUACUCAAGAGCCUGAGGCUCAAUCCAUUGGAUGGGGACAAGGUGUUGAUCAUGCUGGUGAGUCAGCUGCACAAGGGAACGGUCAUGGUUGGCAAUGGCUCAAAGAUCCUCGGUUGGACUACCUUGGUUACAGAGGAAUUUUUCCAGCUAACACAAUACCACCACUAGUUGAGUCUGACAAAGAAGCGGAUGAACGGCAUUAUCAACUUUGGCGCAUAGAAAAUGGAGUUGCAGAAGGUUCAACUGAGAUCCCAAAAGGUGAAGCAAUCCCGCUGGAGUACAAUCUUGCUGGCCUGAAUGCUAUUUCCUUUGAGAAAGGAUGCUACAUCGGGCAGGAGCUUAUUGCACGGACACACCAUCGUGGUGUCGUUCGGAAGCGCCUAAUGCCAAUGAAGUUUGUUGACGAAAAUGGGCAAGAACUCGAGGAGGCUGUCGUCGCUCCAGGUUCAGAAGUUGUGGAUGAGGCUUCAGGCAAGAAGAUCGGGACAGUAAACACCGCACUGGGCUCCCGCGGGAUGGGCCUGUUGAGACUCGAGGAAGCACUGAAACCAGGCUCGGCCCUCCGCAUCAGCGAUAACAGGGACGUGAAGGUCCAGGCGAUCAAGCCGGACUGGUGGCCAGCCGAGUGGACGCAGGUGCUUCAGCAACAGAGCGCAGCAGCUUGACAGCAGAACUGUAUAUGCUGGACCCAAAACCCUGCCGUCAGUUAGUUGAAGAGGGGCUGGCAGCACCCAUAGCUAACCGUUUCAGUUUCAAGUUUUGGUUGUCUGGUGUAUGAAGGCGGAGCCUAUAGUUUUUCCUCUCAAAAAGUCAAGAAACGGUAGAGCCUAUUUUCUUCCUCUCUGCCUGCUGCGUUCAUCUGUAGCAUGUCGAUCAGAACGAGAUAAGCAAACUGUGUGAGCGUGUGACCCAAACACGCAGUGUAUUCGAAUAAGUUCAUCUGUUAAGUUGACUGAAUAAAGUUGAUCUGUCGACUGAUCUUCAACACCA
Messenger RNA from Sorghum bicolor (sorghum), 1730 nucleotides. RefSeq names its product putative transferase At4g12130, mitochondrial. Lineage: Eukaryota; Viridiplantae; Streptophyta; Magnoliopsida; Poales; Poaceae. Gene Ontology annotation, cellular component: mitochondrial matrix. Bases 161 to 1405 code for a protein of 414 amino acids. The transcript is spliced from 5 exons. Gene Ontology annotation, molecular function: protein binding. The record is from RefSeq and is a predicted model, not a curated record.